Uranotaenia lowii is the source of this 2283-nucleotide messenger RNA. RefSeq lists its product as uncharacterized. The record is from RefSeq and is a predicted model, not a curated record. The coding region runs from base 1 to 2283 and encodes 760 amino acids. Gene Ontology annotation, molecular function: zinc ion binding; nucleic acid binding. The transcript is spliced from 5 exons. NCBI's taxonomy places the organism in Eukaryota, Metazoa, Arthropoda, Insecta, Diptera, Culicidae.
AUGAGAGGGCAGACUCUCUGGCAAAAGUGGGGGCUGUACGGUUCUACAUUAGAAUCAUAUCUUGUACCUUGGGCAUCGUGGGGAAAAAGGAAGAGAACUGGCAACACGGGAGAGGAGUCGAGGGACAAGAAAGAGGAGAAACGGGAUUCGGGAAAAGCGUCUGUGCGUGUUCGGAACGGCCGGAAGAUCUGGAAGCAGAAAACGGAUAUCCACGGGAAAGCAGGACCUUACAACUGGCGACGAGGUGAAAAGGAAUCACAGGGAACCAAGAUGGAUGAAAGUCGACCGUUACCUAUGUUCAGAUGUGAACAAAUCGAAAACAACAAAUUGGCAAAAGAAUGGCGUGAGUGGAAGGAUUCGCUGGAGUUUUAUUUCGACUCGUACCAAAUAACUGACCAGAAAAUCAAACGUUCAAAAAUGUUGCACUUUGGUGGCCCUCAAUUACAGAAAGUUUACAAAAGUUUGGAAGGCACCGAGGAUUUCCCUUUGGUUAUGUUGGAAAAACCUUGGUAUGAUACAGCAAUUAGUCGUUUAGAUGCUUAUUUCAAACCACGCCGCCAAGAUGUGCUGGAAAGGCACAAGUUGAGAACAAUGAGGCAAGGUAACAAUGAGAGUUUUGCUCAUUACGUUUUGCGUUUACGCCAACAACUGAUGGACUGUGGACUCGAAAAAUAUUCGAAGGAGGUUCGCAUUGUAUUGGAGGAGAUAAUGCUCAUCGAUGUUAUUGUGGAAGGAUGCAACUUACCGGAGCUUCGAAGAAAGAUUCUUGAGAAGGAUCAGUCAUUGUCAGAUAUUGAGGCCAUGGGAACAUCGUUGGAGAGUGUUCGACAUCAAGAAAAGGAGUUCAAAGUCGGAACCAACAAUGGUGAAGUUGGACAUGCAUCGGUCUGUAAAGUUGGAACAUGGAAACCAAAAGUGGAACGCCAGCAAGGACGGAUUAUGAGAAAAAUUACUCUUGGCCCUCGUAAAAUUGCCGGUAACGAAGCCGAAGUUAUCUGCUAUAGUUGUGGACGCCAUGGGCAUAUUUCAACAGCACCAUCCUGCCCGGCAAGAGAUCUACCUUGUCGAAGAUGUCAGAAGGUUGGCCAUUUCGAGAAGGUCUGUCGGAAACGUGUUUUUAAUUCUCGAAGACCUGACUUUUCAAAGAAAGUGGACGCAAUAGCGGUGGAUGAAAACAUGUCGAAACGGGACAUUGAACCAUCCAAAACAUCAUCCGAAUCCGAAAAAAGGGUUUGCUAUACGUUUUACACGGGAAGUAAUACUAACGUGUUCCAGUGCAAAAUCGGAGGUGUUACAACGGAAGUGUUUAUUGAUUCGGGUUCAGAGGUAAACCUAGUAACAUCCGAGACAUGGGAAAAGCUGAAAGCUCAACAAGUUAACGUGACCAAAUGUGAAAAAGGAAGCAAUAAAAUCCUCAAGGCCUAUGCUAACAAUGAACCACUCAAUAUCCUGGGGACGUUCGAAGCCAUAAUUGAGAUCGGGAAGCGUUUAACACAAUGCAAAUUCUUCGUUGUCGCAGGUGGACAACGAAAUCUUUUGGGAGACGAGACCUCGAAGAACUUAGGAAUAUUGCGAAUCGGCUUGGAAGUAAACCAGGUAACCGACAAAACGGACUUGAAGAGUUCCCCGUUUCCUAAGAUAUCGGGUGUUCAAGUUCGUGUUCUUAUGGAUCCCAAGAUGGUUCCAAUCUUUCAACCGUUGAGGCGAGUGCCUAUUCAUCUUGAAGCAGCAGUGACAGAGAAGCUAGAUGAGCUACUGAGACGGGACAUAAUCGAAGCCAUGAAAGGACCGGCGACAUGGGUUUCGCCACUUGUUGUCGCGAAUAAGGCGAACGGAUCUAUAAGGCGGUCAUCCGUGAUCGGCAUCCGAUCACCGCUUCAAGCGUCUGAAGACGUUCUAGCCAGGAUUGGAAGAGGAAAGAUUUGGAGUGUGUUGGAUGUUAUGGAUGCGUUUUUUCUGUUGGAGCUGGACGAAGAAACAAGAAAUAUCAUGACGUUUAUCACUCAUCGUGGACUUUACCGCUUCAAGCGUCUUCCUUUUGGUCUUGUGUCUGCACCGGAGAUUUUUCAACGGACUAUGGACGAAAUAUUAGCGGACUGUGAGGGCGCCUAUUGGUACCUUGACGAUGUAGGUGUCGAAGGAAGUACAGUUGAAGAACACGAUGUUCGUUUGAAUAAGUCUAAUAUCGCCGAUGUGAUGUCCCGACUGUCCACUGCAUCUCCGAUGCCUUUUGAUGAAACAGAAGAGUUUGUGGUUCGAGAGAUUGUUUCAGCUGCUGCUUAA